Messenger RNA from Neocloeon triangulifer, 1137 nucleotides. Its product is annotated as luciferin 4-monooxygenase-like. The coding region runs from base 379 to 1023 and encodes 214 amino acids. The record is from RefSeq and is a predicted model, not a curated record. Gene Ontology annotation, molecular function: long-chain fatty acid-CoA ligase activity. The transcript is spliced from 6 exons. NCBI's taxonomy places the organism in Eukaryota, Metazoa, Arthropoda, Insecta, Ephemeroptera, Baetidae. Gene Ontology annotation, biological process: fatty-acyl-CoA biosynthetic process; long-chain fatty acid metabolic process.
CUUGCUCAAUUUUGGAAUGGGAGCAUUUAGUAUGACGAUGCUUUAUCUGUGGACUGGAAGAACAAUUUACCACAUAAACAAAUUUGAUCGAUCCCAAUACUUCCAACACAUUUUAACUUACAAGGUAAUUUUUAGUUCAUUUUAAUAUUGUUACAUCGUAAUAAAUAUUUAAAAUAAUUAAAUAUAUCCCAGCCGAAAAGCCUAUUGUUGUAUCCAUUUGUGGCCAAUUGGUUUGCUCGAUGUGACGAUGAGCUCGCAACCCUGGAGUCGAGAGAUUUCUUAAAUUUGAUCACGAUUGGAGGCUGGGUGCUUGAUGUAGCAACAGCGGACAGUCUGACUGAUAAAUUACCAAAUACACAUCUCCAGCAGAUUUACGGAAUGACAGAAAUUCAAAUUGCGACUUGCACCAAAAUUAGUGAAAAACCAAAAAGACUGGAGCGCUGCAUUAACGGCGGACAAGAGUUUACUUCCUCAGGACGAUUUUUGCCAAAAUAUGAAGGAAAAGUUUUGGAUUUGUUAACCGGAAAAGAGCUGGGGCCAAACGAGGUGGGCGAGUUGUACGUCCGAGCACCUCACAUCACAGGCCGAUAUUUGAAACCUGGCAAUCAGAUUGAAACCUCGUCAAUUGACAAAGAUGGUUGGUUUGAAACCGGAGAUUUGUGCUUUAUGGACGAGAAACGAAACCUCUACAUAAAGGACAGAGUUAAAUUUACAUACCGAUAUAAGUAUGAUGUUGUUAUGCCUACUGAAGUCGAAUCUGUUCUGCAACAGCACCCUGAUGUACAAGAGGCAGGUGUUGUGGGAAUAUCCCACCCUGAUACACAUAGCGCUACCCGAGCUUUGGUAGUUCUCAAACCUGGACGAGGGUGCAGUGCAAAGGAUCUAUGCAAAUUCGUGGCCGACAGGUGUCCCGAGCACAAGCAACUGCACGCCGGGGUGCAAUUUGUUAAAAGCCUGCCAGUAAACAAGGGUGGAAAAUUAGAUAGGCAGGCCCUUAAAAGUUUAGCUGUUUCUGGCAUAUAGUGGCUGGAGAAGAAUAAUUGGAUAAUGUGUAUGUUAGUUAAUUUUAAUUAUUUUCAAAAGAAUUUUAACGUGGAAUCAGAAACUGAGCAAGAAAACCAAUGCUCGGAAAACGAA